Acipenser ruthenus (sterlet) is the source of this 1343-nucleotide messenger RNA. Its product is annotated as ribonuclease kappa-B. Gene Ontology annotation, molecular function: RNA endonuclease activity. The transcript is spliced from 3 exons. The record is from RefSeq and is a predicted model, not a curated record. Bases 206 to 511 code for a protein of 101 amino acids. NCBI's taxonomy places the organism in Eukaryota, Metazoa, Chordata, Actinopteri, Acipenseriformes, Acipenseridae.
CCGAGUCUUUCCGGAAAGAGCCGAGCUGACAGACCGUUCCGGUCACCCUCGAAUCUGAUCUAUUCGGCUGGUUUAGUUUCAGUCACGAUAGAGAUACGCUUGUGGGUAGUGUCGAGACUAUUUGGUCAGAAGAAAGGAAAAACAAACAAGGAAUACAUCAUUUUAUUCGGGAAUUCCAUUAAACAGACGAAUCCAUUGAGAAACUAUGGCGUCCUUACUGUGUUGCGGACCGAAGCUGGCGGCUUGUGGGAUUGUUCUUAGCAUCUGGGGGGUCAUUAUGCUGGUGCUGCUGGGGAUCUUUUUCAAUGUGCACUCGGCCGUGCUGAUUGAAGACGUUCCUUUCACAGAGGCGGACUUCCACGAGGAUAAGUCCCCUCCUCAGCGGAUCUAUGCCCUGUAUGAUCAGGUCAGCUAUAACUGCUUCAUCGCGGCCGGGAUCUACGUGCUGCUCGGGGGAUUCUCCUUCUGUCAGGUGCGACUCAACAAGCGCAAAGAGUACAUGGUGCGCUAGGCGAGAGCGACCCUGCGCAGCAAUGCACCGGACUGCACUGCGCAGCAUCGCCCCCCUCUGCUGGUCAACUCCGGAACCGCAGCCUGGUUCAUCCUUCUGCUCAGAAACUUGUGUUUGUCUGAAAUUCCCGUAACUGUGUUCUAUUUUUUAAAGGUUGUAUUUAUUACUGUUCUAGGCUGGAUCUUCAUUGUGUUGGGUUGAUUUUUUUUUUUUUUUUUUUUUGUGGGGGGGGGUCUUUGUUCCGACCCCAGUUUUAAAUUGUGAAACUGAAUCAAUGAAAUAAACGUGGAUCCGGACGCCUUGAGUCGUUCCUGAUCUCAAAACCGCUGCUCGGAGAUGCGUUUGUAUUCAAUAAGAUACGGGAUGUAUUAAAACGAUUUGCAUUCCAGAGAGAAAUCUCAAUUUUCCCUCCCUCCCUCUGUCUCUCCUUCCAUCUCUCUCUCUCCCUCUGUCUCUCCUUCCAUCUCUCUCUCUCUCCCUCUCCCUCUGUCUCUCCUUCCAUCUCUCUCUCUCUCUCUCUCUCUCUCUCUCUCUCUCUCUCUCUCUCUCUCUCUCUCUCUCUCUCUCUCUCUCUCUCUCUCUCUCUCUCUCUCUCUCUCUCUCUCUCUCUCUGUGAAUAUUCCAAGCUCUCUGUUGUACUCGUUAGCCCUCGUGAUGUAUUUCAGUAGCGUGCUGUUUGAUUAUUACAGUGUGUAUAUAUAAACAGUGAGAAUGGAAACGCGUGUGCCAGUCACUACAGAGGAGUUGUUAUUAUUGUUGUUAUUAGAAAUAAACCCCCCUGUGACUGAAUAAAUUAAAAAUAAAUAAAGAGGUGACUUUGCCGGAGAGCGAG